AUGAUCGGUAUGUUGCGUAAAAUAUUUGAAAGUGCUGAUUUAGUGGGUUACAAGGGUGGAAAUAUCGAACGUGAUUUGUUGAAUAUGCUAGGUGUUUCGUGUAUUAAUAUGGAAAUUAUGGGGUGUCCAAAGUACGAACGCUUAUUGUUGAAAUAUGACGUCAAGUGUGAAGAUUGUGGGUAUCAUAUUGCAACAGGCAAAUAUCAUUGUAGUGGGCACAAAGUGAAGUUAUUUUCACAAUUUCUUGAUGCAAUAGGAGUUAUUGUGGGACACCAUUAAAUUUACAAGCACUGGGUGAAUUACUUGAAAAUAACUAUUUUGAUCCGGUGUUAUGGUCUUUAUAUUCAACAUGUAGAUAUUUUUAUAAUAAGAAACUGCAAGAUUUGGGUACGAGAGAAAUUCGUAUUCGAAAUUACAGUAGUGCGUAUAUUUAUGAAUUAAGUGAUGAAAGUGUCGUCGAAAGCAAAUCUUUGUUGUGGUUAAAGGGUGAUCUUGCGGGAAUACGCGAUUUGAUGAUCUACGAUAAAAACACACCAAAUUAUUGUUUGGUUGGACUAGAUUGUGAACAACCCAUAGAAGAUCAAAUUGAUGACCCCAGAUCCAAUAAAACAUUUUAUAUUAUUCCUGCGGAGUGGAUGCAUUAUAUCUAUGUACGAUUUGAAAACGAGUCUUGGGCUAUGUAUUUGGCUGCGAAAAAAUUUUGUUGUAGACAGAUUUUGGUGCGCGGGAGUGUAAUGAUUGCUCGAUGCGAGAAUAUUAGUAUCAAACCAGAGUAUGCUGUGGUGGAUAAACGCUGUUCCUUUUGA
Paramuricea clavata is the source of this 806-nucleotide messenger RNA. The record is from the annotation of a GenBank genome assembly. Lineage: Eukaryota; Metazoa; Cnidaria; Anthozoa; Malacalcyonacea; Plexauridae.